CGUACGGACCCUCGGCCUGGAGCCAGCCGGGACGGGAGGCGCAGCGGGACCCGUGGAGCUCGUUACCACACGCCGCCGCGAGCUGGCGUUAAGGCUUGUGCGCGAGGUGCUGCCCCGGCCUUCCCUCGGCUCUUUCUCUUGUAGCGAACGAGGACCGGUCUGUCAGGACCGAACCCCCGGUUGUCCGAUCGGUGGUGGCCGAGUUUCACAGUUUUGCAGGAAGUGCUUCUUGACAGCUAUCAGAGAAAGUGGAACACAUUGUCCUCUCUGCCGGGGGAGCGUGACUAAAAAAGAAAGAACAUAUCCCAAAAGGGCUCUAGAUGUUGAAAACAGUAUGAAGAAAGCUUCUGGGGGCUGUAGAUGCUGUGAGAAGCAGGUUAGAUUUUCGUGGAUGAGACAGCAUUAUAAAACGUGUAAGAAGUAUCAGGAUGAAUAUGGUGUUUCUUCUAUUAUUCCAAACUUACAGAUUUCCCAAGAUUCAACAGGGAACAGUAGCAGGAGUGAUGCAAUAUCUGAUAAUGGCGAGAUGGCUAAUAAUCAAAUACUUCAAGGAGAAACAAGUGGACACCCAACCUUCAAAUGCCCCUUGUGUCAGGAAGCCAAUUUUACCAGACAACGCUUGCUGGAUCACUGUAAUAAUAGACAUCUUUAUCAGAUAGUUCCUGUAAUCUGUCCUAUUUGUGUAUCUCUUCCUUGGGCAGAUACUAACCAGGUUACUAGAAAUCUUGUUAGCCAUCUAAAUCUAAGACACCGGUUUGACUACGGAGAAUUUGUGAAUCUUCAGCUUGAUGAAGAAGCCCAAUACCAAAAUGCAGUUCAAGAAUCCUGUCAUGUGAGCUUUUAAAGUAUAGCCCCGUUCAUCUUACUGAUUAUCUGAGAGGAAAAAAUACAUUAGUUCUGUUGGUGAUCUGAAGUGUAUAUUGAUAAAAAUGGUAUUCAGUAACCACUUUUCAGGCUUAACUUUUUUCCAUGUUCAUAAGGACAUUUCAUAAAUUAUUUUGCUGAAACUAAAACUUGACAUCUUUACUGAGAUCUGUCCC
Molecule: messenger RNA, 1040 nt
Organism: Balearica regulorum gibbericeps (East African grey crowned-crane)
Lineage: Eukaryota; Metazoa; Chordata; Aves; Gruiformes; Gruidae
Source: RefSeq, a predicted model, not a curated record